This is a messenger RNA of Actinia tenebrosa (Australian red waratah sea anemone), 2719 nucleotides long. RefSeq names its product RING finger protein 145. NCBI's taxonomy places the organism in Eukaryota, Metazoa, Cnidaria, Anthozoa, Actiniaria, Actiniidae. Gene Ontology annotation, cellular component: endomembrane system. Gene Ontology annotation, biological process: proteasome-mediated ubiquitin-dependent protein catabolic process; ERAD pathway. Gene Ontology annotation, molecular function: ubiquitin protein ligase activity; zinc ion binding. The record is from RefSeq and is a predicted model, not a curated record.
ACCAAAAUGGCUGACAAGUGUCUUGAAGUUGUUUUUCGUUUGCCAUUCCUAAUUUCACUAGAAUGGCUCCUGCUAGACACCACCACAAUAYUUUUCGAUUCUUGGAAUUAUUUUAAUUGCAUUCAGAUACUUGGAGUGAUAGCAAUGGUAGGCUUGUUCCUUACAAGCCGAGAUCAGCUCUUCACAUUCUACAACUAUAUUUUGCUAUGUUUGGACUUGUCAGCAGUUUUAUACCUAAAUGUAUAUAACUCAGUGGAUUUCUACAGUACGAUAGAAGAGAGAGGCUUUAAAGGUCUUCAUUUUGAAGAUAUUUUCCCCUUGCUACCAAUCAUUAUAUGUGCAUGGAUUUUCUACUUAAUAUCAGUUAUUUUGUACUCAAGAACUCUACAUUCCUUGAAGCCGAUUAUUUUCUCUCUCUCAAGCAUUCCUGUCAUCACACGUUUCUUAUAUCCUCCAAGCUGGAAGGAGUACCCAUCAAUGUGGCUGUGUGGAUGCUUUGCUGUCUCAGUAUUUCUAGUGAUAGAAGGCAUUUAUAAUUUGUUUUGUAGGAUUGUAUAUGAAAUCAUAGACUGUGUAAGAAUCAUGCAGUGGAUGUAUAGAAUGUAUGGAUUUACUAUUUUGAUUAUGUUUCACUGGCAAAGGCUGGAAGUCCCAACUUGUCUCAUCACAUUGUUUGCCUGCCUAUUUACGUACAAUACUCUGGUGAUUGUGGUAUUUUCAUACGAGGCAUGUAGUUUGUACCAGGUGUUUCAUUUUGGCAUUGCACAGACUUGUAAUUCAACUUUAACCAUGUUGGCAUGCUGUUUUAUCAUCCAAAAAACAUGUGGACUGUUAUUACUCUCAAUCAAACUAAGUUUCCAUGGUGAAUAUGCUUUACAAAAUGAGGAAGCUGUUGGGUCACCCAAUGGGAUGAGAGAGGGCUUUGGAUUCUUUUUCCUGUGUCUUUAUACUGGACUUUCUUCAUGCUCGCCAAGCCGCAAACUAGCACUGCUUCAGGUUAUUUUCUAUCUCAUUGUGUCUGCGAUGGUAAGAUCAAUGUUUGAAGUUGUAGAACCGAAUUUGAUUGCACUGCCAUCACGAAACAAUGCUAGCUUCAAGAAACACAUAUACCCUUUAGUAUUCUGUGUGUCACUUCUUAGUCUCUCAAUCUACUUGGCUAUAAGUGUGUACGGAUUGAAGGAGAGAAUACCAUUCAUCACUCCGAACAUCAUUACCAUUGCCCAGAUACUAGCAGCACUCACACUGUACACCUUAUACAGAUAUGAAGCACAGCAGACUGAAUUAUGGGAAGAAUUGGAUGACUACGUUUACUACGUAAAUGGUGGCUGUCGCCUUUUUGAAUUUGUUGUCAUUUCAGCAGUACUUUGUUAUAGAGUCUGUGAUUUUAGUCUUGAAUGGACUGUAUUUCAAGUUAUCAUGGCAAUACUACAUAUUUAUUUCAACAUCUGGACACCAGCCAAAGAAGGAUGGCAAAGCCUAAAGAUGCGACACCAAGUCAAGCAGAAGUUGAAUUCUCUUCCUAUGGCAACACAAGAGGAGAUUGAAGUCCUUCAAGAUGUUUGUGCAAUAUGCCUAGAUGAACUAAAGGCAGCUAAAGUCACUCCUUGCAAGCAUUACUUUCAUAGUUUGUGCCUAAGAAAGUGGCUAAAUAUCCAGAGCAAAUGCCCAAUGUGYCAUUCUAGUAUCAUACCACUGUAAGAUGAACUCUCUUAGUAAUGUAGGUAUUUAUUUAAGUAUCAUUCAUUUUUUUACCCGUGUGGGCAGGGACACCAUGACAGCAUAGCAAAUUACUGUAGGCCCUUUAGUGUUAACAGGGCUUUGAAGAUGGUCCUCAUCAGUGCCUUCAGUGGCUCUUUUAAGUCCACCUUACAAAGAGUUGUUUAGUUGGAAGACAGACCGGGCCUAAGGUUUUAAGUCCUUGUCUGAGAAGACUUGAAUGUCUAACCAUUUGUAGAUAUAAUUACAAAGGCAGCACCUUCUCAGUUAUUUUAAGACCCUGAGUGUUGGUCAGGUUGAGGCUUGAACCACCUUCUUCCAACCCUGUUAACCGAGUGGAAUAGAACCCUUUAGUUACCACAUGGAUUUCCAUUUCAGACCAUGUAUUAUUCUUAAAAACCUUUGAACUUUAAAGUUCAAUAAUAAUUUUGCUCAUAUCAAAAAAAUUCCUGUUUUGAAGAAUAAAACAUGGCCUUAAAUGGGAGAACAUUACAUCUAAAUUCAAUGAAAGAGGUUUAUUAUCAAUGAAAGUACUGCUGUGUGUUAUGUAUGACAUAUAACAAAGCCAGUGCAGACUCGUACCCAGUUGCUUCUUGUCUUAUUGAUCAUGCUGUGGUUGAUGGAAAGGAUUUAGUGAGUUCGCGGUGCAUCAAGAGAAGGAAGGAAGAGAAAAGCGAAGCCAUCGCACAUUAAAAAAGUGUGAGUGACAACUGGGUACGCGUCUGAAGCGAGUGCAAGUUGUUAUAAAUAAGAUGGAGCUUAUCUCUGAAAUGGUACAUUUCAGUUCUUAGACAUGGACCAACCCGGCCCAAACCACUUCUAGUAAUUGAAGCAUACCAUUUAGAACUGGUUGCUUGGACCGAUCGGUUCAACAUAAUUGAAAGUGCCCUUAGACUCUGAUCUCCUCUUUUAGGUGUAAUCUUUUAGGUCUGAUAGAGCUCAGUCAUGUAACUAUUCAUUGUACUUGAUAAGAUGAGAAAUAAAAUUCCAUUCAUUCUUAAAA